This is a messenger RNA of Sorex fumeus (smoky shrew), 2580 nucleotides long. RefSeq names its product MYCN proto-oncogene, bHLH transcription factor (gene MYCN). Gene Ontology annotation, molecular function: protein dimerization activity; RNA polymerase II cis-regulatory region sequence-specific DNA binding; DNA-binding transcription factor activity, RNA polymerase II-specific. The record is from RefSeq and is a predicted model, not a curated record. Bases 58 to 1572 code for a protein of 504 amino acids. The transcript is spliced from 2 exons. NCBI's taxonomy places the organism in Eukaryota, Metazoa, Chordata, Mammalia, Eulipotyphla, Soricidae. Gene Ontology annotation, biological process: regulation of transcription by RNA polymerase II.
AUCAAAUCAAAAGAGCCCCCCGAGCGGAAAGAGAAAAGCCGGCCCGGAGGCGAACCGAUGCCGAGCUGCGCCGCGUCCACCAUGCCGGGGAGGAUCUGCAAGAACCCCGACCUCGAGUUCGACUCGCUGCAGCCCUGCUUCUACCCGGACGAGGAUGACUUCUACUUCGGCGGCCCCGACUCGACCCCCCCGGGGGAGGACAUCUGGAAGAAGUUUGAGCUGCUGCCCACGCCCCCGCUGUCGCCCAGCCGUGCCUUCCCCGAGCCCAGCCCGGAGCACGGCAGCUGGGCCUCGGAGAUGAUGCUCCUGCCCGAACCCGACCUGUGGGGCAACCCGGCCGAGGAGGAUGCGUUCGGCCUGGGCGGACUCGGGGGCCUUACCCCCAACCCGGUCAUCCUGCAGGACUGCAUGUGGAGCGGCUUCUCGGCCCGCGAGAAGCUGGAGCGCGCCGUCAGCGAGAAGCUGCAGCACGGCCGCGGGCCGCCGGCCCCGGGUCCGACCGCCGCCGCCCCCGCCUCGGGCACCCCGGCCGCCCGCGGGCACGGGCACGGCGCGGCGGCGGCGACCGCGGGCUCUGGCCGCUCCGGAGCCGCCCUGCCCGCCCCGCUGGCGCACCCGGCCGCCGAGUGCGUGGAUCCCGCCGUGGUCUUCCCGUUCCCGGUGACCCAGCGCGAGCCCGCGCCGCUGCCCGCCGCCUCCCCGGCGGCCGCCGCCGCUGCUGCAGCUGCAGCUGGUGCAUCGGGCGCUGUCGCUGCAGCAGCAGCAGCAGCAGCUGGUGCUGCGGCUCCCGCGGGCGCUGUCGCGGCCGUCUCGGGCCCGGGGGCUGCGACCCCCGGCGGGGGGGGCCCCGUGGUCGCCCCGGUGCGUGCAGGGGGCCGCCCGGCCAGCAGCAGUAGCAGCAGCAGCAGUAGCAGCAGCAGCGACCACAAGGCCCUGAGCACCUCGGGAGAGGACACCCUGAGCGACUCAGAUGACGACGACGAUGAAGAAGAAGACGAAGAGGAAGAGAUCGACGUGGUGACCGUGGAGAAGCGCCGCUCGUCCCAGAACAAGUCGGUGACCACCUUCACCAUCACGGUGCGCCCCAAGAGCGCGGCCCUGGGCCCCAGCCGGGCCCAGCCCGGGGAGCUGAUCCUCAAACGCUCAGUGCCCAUCCACCAGCAGCACAACUACGCCGCCCCGUCGCCCUACGUGGAGAGCGAGGAGGCGCCGCCCCAGAAGAAGAUGAAGAGCGACACGUCGCCGCGUCCCCUCAAGAGCGUCCUGCCCCCCAAGGCCAAGAGCCUGAGCCCCCGCAACUCCGACUCGGAGGACAGCGAGCGCCGCCGCAACCACAACAUCCUGGAGCGCCAGCGGCGCAACGACCUGCGCUCCAGCUUCCUCACGCUCAGGGACCACGUGCCAGAGCUGGUGAAGAACGAGAAGGCCGCCAAGGUGGUCAUUUUGAAAAAGGCCACCGAGUACGUGCACGCCCUGCAGGCUGAGGAGCACCAGCUCUUGCUGGAGAAGGAGAAGCUGCAGGCGAGGCAGAAGCAGUUGCUCAAGAAGAUCGAACACGCGCGGACUUGCUAAACGUUGUUGUUUUGGUUUGUUUUUUUUUUUCCUCAAAAACCGGACAGUCACUGCCACUUUGCACAUUUUGAUUUUUUUUUUAAAAAACAAACAAUUGUGUUGACAUUAAGAAUGUUGGGUUUACUUUCCAAUGGGUCCCCUCACCUCACCCCCACCCCACCCCACCCACACACCCCGCCCUGGUUGGAGUUUGGAUCCGGGUGGGGAGCAGGAUAUUAUAUGAGGGGUGCUGCCAAGACCUCGGGAGAGAGGGCUGGUGUGAUGGGAUGUUGGCCGGGGCCCUUGCAGUCUCCUCCACACCACGUCACCUCCGAGAAGGCCGGUCAAGUUCGUGACACUUGGGAAGCCUCUGGGGCGGUUGAAGUCACCUUGCUCGUUCUGAGUUUGCAAACAACCAAGAGUCAUUCCUUCUUUUAAAAAAAAAAUGGUGCUUAAGUUCCAGCAGAAGCCAAGCCAGGGGGGUUGCCAUUUGAUACUACCCACCCUGGGGAACAUUUCUGUAAAUACCAUUGUCACACCCGCCUUUUUGCAUACGUCCUGGGUAAUGAGAGGAGAGGUGGCUUUUGCGGCCAGUAUUAGACUGGAAGUUCAUACCUAAGUACUGUAAUACCUCAAUGUUUGAGGGGCAUGUUUUGUAUACAAAUAUAUUGUUAAUCUCUGUUAUGUACUGUACUAAUUCUUACACUGCCUGUAUACUUUAGUAUGAUGCUGAUACAUAACUAAAUUUGAUACUUAUAUUUUCGUAUGAAAAUGAGUUGUGAAAGUUUUGAGUAGAUAUUACUUUAUCACUUUUUGAACUAAGAAACUUUUGUAAAGAAAUUUACUAUAUAUAUAUGCCUUUUUCCUAGCCUGUUUCUUCCUGUUAAUGUAUUUGUUCAUGUUUGGUGCAUAGAACUGGUUAAAUGCAAAGUUCUGUGUUUAAUUUCUUCAAAAUGUAUAUAUUUAGUGCUGCAUCUUAUAGCACUUUGAAAUACCUCAUGUUUAUGAAAAUAAAUAGCAAUUAAAUGA